Atta colombica is the source of this 727-nucleotide messenger RNA. RefSeq lists its product as uncharacterized. The transcript is spliced from 5 exons. Lineage: Eukaryota; Metazoa; Arthropoda; Insecta; Hymenoptera; Formicidae. The record is from RefSeq and is a predicted model, not a curated record.
AUGCUAACGUUUCGUGAACAUUGCAAUUUAUUUGCAGUUUAUCAGGGAGCUUCGUUCUAAUGUGCAGCAUUAGGCACUGACAAUUUCGACAUACACGUGAAGUUUAACGAUGUAGCACGGUUUCUCACGGAACGACCUGUUGAUGAAGUAUGGGUUGGUUCUUCCUUGCCACUAUUUUGUUGCUUUCCUUAUGCGGAUGCUGCGAAACCGUCAAUCACAUUUUUCGCAAAUUUGACGCGGCGGGAGCGCCGAUGCCACAGAGUGGAAGUACUGGGGGCCACGGUCAGCCGCAGGCCGGUUCAUCGCCGAGCACCCCGGGCCCCGGCGGCGGUGGUUCUAUCGGUGGUGCUACCGGAAGCGGCGGCGGCGGCGGUGGCGGAGGAGCUACCGGUUUCUCCACCGGCGCUGCCGGAGCUGCCACUUUCGGUCUCGGUGUUACUGGUGGGUCGACCGGCGGUGGAGCCGGUGGCGGUGCAGCCGGUGGCGGUGCCGCAGCUUCCGAGACUGGUUCAAGGUGGGCCGACAAGCAGGGGCCUGCUCGUCGGGGUCGAGGAUGGCGCGAUUGGCGUCGCGGCGAUCCCACUCUCAUCAAAGGCCUGUGGAAGUCAAAGGGUCCUCUAGAUUCGCUGGGACAGGCGGAGAUCUACAUCAUUGUGGCUCUCCUGAUCGGUUUCUUCACCGUGGUGAUCGGCUGCUGGCUAUCCGACAACUGCUGGUCGCCAGAGCC